Molecule: messenger RNA, 612 nt
Organism: Lathyrus oleraceus (garden pea)
Lineage: Eukaryota; Viridiplantae; Streptophyta; Magnoliopsida; Fabales; Fabaceae
Exons: 2
Coding region: 1-612 (203 amino acids)
Molecular function (GO): nucleic acid binding; zinc ion binding
Source: RefSeq, a predicted model, not a curated record
AUGCAGAGGUUUGAGGCUAAUGGUACAGUGAUUACUUGGGUUGUUUUCAAGGGAGCAUUCUUGGAAAAAUAUUUCACGGCUGAUGUGCGUGGCAGAAAAGAGGUGGAAUUCCUUGAGCUUAAGCAAGGAAAUAUGAUUGUUGCAGAUUAUGCCGCCAAAUUUGAAGAACUGUCUAGGUUUUGUCCUUACUAUAAUGGAGCAGAGGCUGAGAUGUCUAAGUGUAUAAAGUUUGAGAGUGGACUGCGCCCAGAGAUUAAGCAAUUCAUUAGGUAUCAGGAAAUUCAUCAGUUCUCCGUGUUGAGUGUCAGUGACAAGAGAAAUGGUAACCUGAAUCAAGGAAAACCAUAUGGUGAUCCAUCUAUUAAGAGGAAGCAUAGAUCUGAUGAUGAGAAAAAUCCAAGUGGGGGAGGAGCUUCUAAUUUUGUGAGGUGUUAUAAAUGUGGUGAGUUUGGGCAUCGCAUCUCUGAUUACAAGAGUACGACUGCGAACUGCUUCAAGUGUGGGAAGCCAGGGCAUCGAGCUACAGAUUGCAGGAGUAAUGUUGUCACUUGCUACAAUUAUGGAGAACAAGGUCACAUCAGUACCAAUUGUCAGAAGCCUAAAAAGAAUUAG